Molecule: messenger RNA, 1948 nt
Organism: Etheostoma spectabile (orangethroat darter)
Lineage: Eukaryota; Metazoa; Chordata; Actinopteri; Perciformes; Percidae
Product: mitogen-activated protein kinase-binding protein 1
Biological process (GO): negative regulation of canonical NF-kappaB signal transduction; positive regulation of JNK cascade
Cellular component (GO): cytoplasm
Source: RefSeq, a predicted model, not a curated record
GCGAGGACGGCGGCCAUGCUGGAGGAGUACUCUCUGCUGCUGCUGCAGGCCGUCCACCGGAGGACGGACCCCGCUCCGCUCUGACCCGGGUUCGCCUCCGGGGCCAGAACCAGACUUGAACCUCGCGUCGUCACGGCGACGGCAGCUUUGGGUUUACCAACGUUCGGUCACUUUUAGUCCCGUUGUUUGUCACUUUUUGACUUUUUUAAUUAGGUCUGUAGUGACAAAUGUGUCGGAAAAAGUUGAAAUUUCAACAAUUUGUUAUUUUUCUACACUUUUCUCAACAUUUUUGUCAAUUUUAUUCCUAGUUUUUGUCAUUUUUUAAUGUUUUUUACCCCCGGUGUCUUCAGGUCUGAUCUGACUCUUUUCCUAAAAGUUUCUAUUUCAGAGAUUUGGGUUUCUUUAACUUAUAAAUUAACGAGGAUGUUUCCCAACGACGCUCCUCACGCGCUACGUUAAUCAUCAGCUCACUGCUCUCAUUUCAUUUUGGGUGUUUUUGGUCAAUUUUACAACAUUUGGAGAAAAAAAUAAUUGGUAAAAGAACUAGAAAGAGAGAAAAUGUCAAUAAAAGUGACAAAAAUGUGAAAGAAAUGUCAGAUUUUUGUCUUGAAAGACUCUUGACUGAGUCAUGUGAUCUCUCUUUAACGCUGAGUCAUGUGAUCUCUUUAACGCUGAGUCAUGUGAUCUCUUUAACGCUGAGUCAUGUGAGUCUCUUUAACGCUGAGUCAUGUGAUCUCUCUUUAACGCUGAGUCAUGUGAUCUCUCUUUAACGCUGAGUCAUGUGAUCUCUCUUUACGCUGAGUCAUGUGAUCUCUUUAACGCUGAGUCAUGUGAUCUCUCUUAACGCUGAGUCAUGUGAUCUCUUUAACGCUGAGUCAUGUGAUCUCUCUUAACGCUGAGUCAUGUGAUCUCUCUUAACGCUGAGUCAUGUGAUCUCUUUAACGCUGAGUCAUGUGAUCUCUCUUUAACGCUGAGUCAUGUGAUCUCUUUAACGCUGAGUCAUGUGAUCUCUCUUUAACGCUGAGUCAUGUGAUCUCUUUAACGCUGAGUCAUGUGUCUGCUUUAACGCUGAGUCAUGUGAUCUCUUUAACGCUGAGUCAUGUGAUGUCUCUUUAACGCUGAGUCAUGUGAUUCUUUAACGCUGAGUCAUGUGAUGUCUCUUUAACGCUGAGUCAUGUGAUCUCUUUAACGCUGAGUCAUGUGACUCCAGCUGAUUAUUGAGCGUUUUUAAAGGACCAAUAUGAGACGUCUUUUGAGUUGAACAAACUUUAUUGUUCUUUUUGUUGGAUGAACAUUUCUUUUCCUGAGUUCACUUGAACCCAACACAGAUGAUGCGUUCAAGUGCGAUUUGUAGUUUGUAUUUAUUCUGUUGAUGUUACAGUUUAACUUUGAUUUCCACCAACUGCGUGUCGGCCCACCAGGUCCGGAUUUGUUGCCACGACGACCCACAAAAGGCACGUGUGAUCUCGCGAUAUAACGGGAUGUAGUUUCUAUAAACAGAACUACAAAACCUGUGAGCUGUGGACUUCCUGUCUCCUAUUAUGACGUCUUCCAGGUGUAGAGCAGGAAGGUAUGAUUUGCCAUGAGCAUGGGGUAUUUUAUUUUGAAAAUUAACCUGAUGUUUUAUUUUGUCUCUGUGCUCCACUUCCUGUCCCGCACUAUCCGCCAUGAGCAUGAGGUAUUUUAUUUUGAAAAUCAAACUAUGAUCCGCCAGGGGCACGCUCUAUUUUAUUUUGAAAAUCUACCGGAUGUUUUAUUUUGUAUCUGUGCUCCUCUUCCUGUCCCCACUAGCAGUUGGUGCUAAUCAGAGCUAACAGCCAGACUACUGAACCCUGAUGAGUUCUUUUUCUAAAAUAUUGUUAAAUGUACAUUUUUAUAAUUGUUGCUAGAGGAACACGGUUUUAACUUUCUCUAACACACAAAUACGAAGCUGAAAUGUUGUUUUUUU